Molecule: messenger RNA, 1043 nt
Organism: Syzygium oleosum
Lineage: Eukaryota; Viridiplantae; Streptophyta; Magnoliopsida; Myrtales; Myrtaceae
Product: WEB family protein At2g17940
Exons: 2
Coding region: 108-818 (236 amino acids)
Source: RefSeq, a predicted model, not a curated record
CCUUGGAAACUUUGUACUUAAAGGCGACUCGAUGAGGCCAUUGACAUUGAUCAAUCUGCCUCUUUGCCUCUCUAUAAGCACCUUCUCGGAAAAAGGGUCGGAGGAGGAUGGAGGGUCAAGAAGGAGGCGGCGGCGGAGGCGGGGUGGUGGUCGUCGGGCAGGCGGAGAUCGACACGAGGCUGCCGUUCAAGUCGGUGAGAGAGGCGGUCGCACUGUUCGGGGAACGGGUUCUCGCCGGGGAGAUCAUUGCCAAUAAGCUCAAAGAGAUGCGAGCCGGAGCUAGCGAAACUGCCCAAGCGGCUCACUCCCGAAUCGCGGCCCUAACGGUCGAGCUCGAGGAGACGAAGCAAAACCUCAUGAAAGCCAGAGAAGACAACAACCGGUUGGCCAACACCAUCAAAACCCUGAAAGAGGAGCUCGAGAAUGCCAGGAGAGAGGUAAAGCGACUGAAGGCCGUGGCAUCUCCGAAACACUCUCUCAAUCCCGAGAUCGAGGACUUCAAGUUCAUCGAGAACGUCACCAAAGUCGGCAGAGCCAAGAAAAAGUUAGCGCUGGCUAUCGAAGAAGAAGAUGACAGCGUCGACGACGAAGACGAUGACGGAAGGGAGUUCGAGUUCCAUAGGAAGACGAGGUACGUGAAGUUCGCGAGCCCUCCGUCGCUGACGCGGGUGAUCGCGAGCAGAGAAGAGCGCGAAGCGACGCUCGAGAGGCUGCCGUCGGUGAACAGAUCGAAGAACAAGAAGGCUCUCGUUUCCGUCGUGGGGUGGCUGUUCGCAAGGAAGAAGGGCGGACCUGAUCAUCACAAAGAGGAUUAUUAGUUCGUUCAUGUUUCCUCUUCAGAAGGAGCCUGCUCUCUAAGGGAUCGUGAAGUUUCUCGUCACGUAUGUGUCCUGAGCAUGUGAGACUUACCACAAGGAGCAUCUUUAAUUUUUGUUCGAUUAGUUGAAUUUUUCCAAAGGCUGGGAUGUACCUAGGUAGCGACGGUAUUGGACCUUAUAUUAUCGAUAUUUACAUCCACUGCUCUCGAAUAAGUCGCAUUCGUC